GAGUUGUAGACGUUGGCGCCACAUUCUACUACUGCAAAAUCAGUCUCUGUUUAACCGUUGGGUGGUGUAGUCGCUUUCGUGUUGAGUUCUUCGUCCACGUGACUAUCGAAACCGAAAGUGCACCCUAGGAGAUUCAAUUAUUCCAACGUGCUUCAACCGGCCUAUUAUGAAUAACGUGUUUAAACAAGUCAAACGCAGUUUUGCUGUCCUCUCAGCGCUUUUUAUAACAGUUGUUACGUCAAAGAUCCGAGGCCACCAAAAUUGUGGUCCGGAGCAUCUUGUGCAUUGUGCUAAACCCCUUUCGGUGUUGACGGAUUCUGGACUAACUUUUGCUACUAAUAAACCUGAACUGGACCGAAUGUGCCCAGAUCUCCGAGACGCCGUCAAAUGCAUUCAUGGUUAUACUCGACACUGCAUGAGCAUGGAAGAACGGGAGCAUUUCAAGACGCUUUUCCAUGGUACUGUUAUGAUGGUGGAGGACCUCUGCAGGAACGAAACCUACCAGACGGAGUACCUCAAGUACGCCCCAUGUAUGAAGAAGGUCGAAAAACAGAACGAGAUGUGUUUGAAGACUUACACCAAAGCUAUGAAAGAUAUCGAGUCGAGGACUGAAGAGCAAGCAACGGAAGAGCCGGAUUUGGUCACUUACCAGAAAAGGAAAAGGGAGACUGCCGAUGAAGGAAUCAGGAGCGUCUGUUGUUCGUUCCAGCGAUACGUGGAGUGUUCAACACACACGAUGAGGCGGGCAUGCGGUGAAGAUGCUGCCGAUUUCAGUAGAGAGUUCCUAGACAAGAUAUCUUCGUCGUUAAUUCGGAUGCAUUGUAAUGAAUACGGGAGGAAGGAGUGCGGGAUAAUAUCGGCAGGAGAAGGGCUCUCUAAAAUUUCUUCGCUGGUUUUAACUUUAUUAGCAUCAGUUGCGUAUUACGUUAGGUAAAUUUGAAGACAAUAAAUCUUAAAAUGUGAUCAGCAUUUACUCUACUUAAAGAUGUGUUAAAUUUGUUUGAAAUUGUGGCGUUUUCAAUCCUUGAAUGCUAAACAUCGAAUAAUGCUAUGAUAGAUGUAGUACAUAUUAAAGACUGAUACAUAUAGAAAUAGAAUGCAUGUUUAGCAUUUGAAGUUUAAACGUAACAAAUUUAUCAGUCAUGCUCAAUCCUUGAGUCAAAUUCUGUAUUUGCCAGUACAAAAUUUGCACAUUUUAGUUUUGUAUACGUAAAUGCACCUAGCUUCAUUAUAAUAUCGGAGAAACCUGUUAUUAUUUCAUUCUUCAUAGAAUAGAAAUCUCAUUAUUUAUAAGACAUCUGUAGGUACCUUCGUAGAGCAUAUCUAGUCUUUCAUAUUGUCAUCAAAAAUUUAAAUCGUCUAAAAACCAAA
Messenger RNA from Tribolium madens (black flour beetle), 1371 nucleotides. RefSeq lists its product as uncharacterized. The record is from RefSeq and is a predicted model, not a curated record. Bases 167 to 934 code for a protein of 255 amino acids. Lineage: Eukaryota; Metazoa; Arthropoda; Insecta; Coleoptera; Tenebrionidae. The transcript is spliced from 5 exons.